This is a messenger RNA of Pantherophis guttatus, 1654 nucleotides long. RefSeq names its product coiled-coil domain containing 166 (gene CCDC166). Lineage: Eukaryota; Metazoa; Chordata; Lepidosauria; Squamata; Colubridae. The record is from RefSeq and is a predicted model, not a curated record.
CGACUUCUUGGAUGAAUGUGAAGACGAGGGGAGACUACAUUAAAACUCUGGUUGCCGUUCUCAACAAAUGCAUGUCUCACUCUCCACAGAGCAGCAUCUGAAAGUCCGCCCUUUGGCCUAACCAAGAUGGCCCCAAAGAAAAAGCCCAAAGGGAAGAAGGGCAAAGGCAAGGAUGGGGCUGUGAGUCCUUCAAGUGCUGCACCUUUUGUGAGUGAGAAGGAGGAGCGCUUGCAGAAGGAACUUGACAUCCUUUCCGAACAUAUUGUAACCUACUCUCAGCGGCUGCGGCACUUCCAGACGGAAAACGAGUACUUAGACAAGGAAGCCCAGCAGGUCCGAGAGGCCAGCAAGGUCUACCUCUCUUACUUAACCCGAAGAACCGUCCGUUGUCAGAAUGCCAUCAUUUCCCUGAAUGACCAGAAUCGGUUUGACCUCUCUCAGAUCCAGAAGCAGAAAGCAGAGGUGGCUGCUCAGUAUGCCGAGAGAGAGAGGGAGGUGAGGCGCCAGCUCAUUGAGCUGGAAAACAAGCUCUUCCUCCUGAACAGGGACGUGGCUGAGCUGCAGCCCUGGCAGGAUCUGCAGCUUCGGCAUCUGACCCAGAUACGGGACCUGGAGAAGGAGCUGCUGAUCACCAAAAUACAGCACGCCGAGCAGAUGCACAGAGUCAAGAGCCGUUUCCUUCACCAGGCAGCCGAAUAUGAGAUGAACGCUGAGCAGAAGGUCCAAAUUCUGGCCAAACUGGCAGAGGAGGCGGCGGUACGCAGUCUAAUCCAGCACACCAAGCAAGUGAAAGCCGACAACUGGAGUCUGCAGAAUGAGCUUCUGAGCCUCAUUAAGCAAGCCCAAAUGCUCAAGGCUUUUCUGAGUCACUUGCGGGAGCAGCAGCAGCGACUUUUUCAAGAACACCAGUGCAGGCAAGACCUCGCACGCAGGCGCUCCUGGCUGCAGCAGCGUUGUGGCUCUUGCCAGGUCGUCACUGCCGGCACCAGCUUUCGUUGCACCCCACCAGCCAAGAGCAAGCUUGUCUCCUCUUCCGCUCCAGAGGCCAGCCUGCUGAUUGUGCAGGAAUCCGGGCCCCUCCCAAGCGGCUACGAGCCAGAAAGGAUGGCCGCGCCUCCCUUUCCCACACUCAGUGCCUGAAUGCCCCACCACCAGGGUGGGGGCUCCCUCUCCUGGCCCCCGCAACCAGCCACAGCCCCCCACGGGUGGUCUUUCACUUCAGUUUCUUUCCCAGAUGAGGAUUGAGGCGGCUCUCUUCCUGGAAAGCAGCACCUGUGAUGCUCAUGCUAGUGAGUCUGAGCUGACACCCACAGCCAGGGCCACUCUUACCUUCGGGGGUGGUGGCAACGUAUUUUAUGGCUGUUUAUUCUAAAUGUUCUGGGGUUAUAUUGGUCCUUGGUUUUAUUGCAAGUUUCCCUGACAAAUUGCAUAGUAAGAGAGGUCACAGAAACCAAUGUUAAAAUAAAUGUUAUUUUUAAAACUUCCAUCAUUUGGGGCUACACUUUGGAGAGAUUUAGGAAAUGCCACAGAUAAAUAUGUGAUAGCACAGACCCAUUGUGCAAGUUUUAAGAUGCAGAUUAGAUGCCAGACCCACUGACAGAUCCAGGUUCUCCAAGGUAAAUUGCUUCUCUUUUCUGCAUUUGGCAAGCACAUA